GGCGUGGCCGAGGACUGAUUGACAGCUCACCCGGAUCUUCCCGGAGCCGCCGGGAUCCGGCUCCAGCCUCCGGAUCCCCGGCUUCUGCGGCUACCGGAAGUCCCGCUCAGCGACUGCCUCUUCCCAAGAGGAACACCGGAAACGUGCUCCCGACUACCGUUCCGCCCGCGCCGCGCCGCGGCUCUCUGUUCCGUUUCGGCGCCCGGAAGUGCGGCGGCCUUCAAGUUGACAAGCAGGCGGCAGCCACUACAGGGCCUGGUGCUUGAGGAGUCGGAGAUGGCAGCCACAGAGGCAGUGCACCACAUCCACCUACAGAACUUUUCCCGCUCACUGCUGGAGACCCUCAAUGGGCAGAGGCUGGGCGGCCACUUCUGCGACGUGACUGUGCGCAUCCGCGAGGCCUCUCUGCGUGCGCACCGCUGUGUGCUGGCCGCGGGCUCGCCCUUCUUCCAGGAUAAGCUGCUGCUUGGCCACUCAGAGAUCCGAGUGCCGCCAGUGGUGCCCGCGCAGACAGUGCGCCAGCUGGUUGAGUUCCUGUACAGCGGCUCGCUGGUGGUGGCGCAGGGCGAAGCGCUGCAGGUGCUCACUGCGGCAUCGGUGCUUCGCAUCCAGACCGUCAUUGACGAGUGCACACAGAUCAUCGCUCGUGCCCGUGUCCCCAACACCCCGGCGCCUGCGCCUCUGCCACCACCCGUGCCCCCUCCGCUCGCGCCCGCGCAGCUGCGCCACCGUCUGCGCCACUUGCUGGCCGCCCGCCCCCCGGGUCAUCCCAGUGCUGCGCACAGCCGCAAGCAGCGCCAGCCCGCGCGUCUUCAGCUACCUGCGCCCCCAGCACCCAUCAAGGCCGAGGGGCCUGAUGCGGAGCCAGCGCUGACGGCCGCGCCGGAAGACAGAGGUGAAGAGGAUGACGACGAGGAGACGGAUGAAGAAACCGACGCUGAAGAAGUCGAAGGCGGUGGCGGCCCUGGUGAGGGCCAGGCCCCCCCUGCCUUCCCUGACUGUGCAGGGGUCUUCCUUACCGCUGCAGCUGACAACACCCGCGAGGAUCCGCCUGCAUCCACUGCCAUCACUGAUUAUGGUGGUGCCGCGAGAGAUUUCCUUCGGGGGACUGGGGUCACUGAAGAUGUGUUCCCAGAUAGUUAUGUGUCUGCUUGGCACGAGGAAGGCAGCGGAGGUCCAGAAGGUUGUCCGGUGGAAACGUCUGCUCCACCCGACUGUGCCCUGGCUGGGCCUCGCCCGACAGCUGUGAAGACCCCGGGUCCGCCGGUGGCUCUCUUUCCCUUUCACUUGGGUGCUCCUGGUCCCCCGGCACCAGCACCUCCUACUCCAUCCGGGCCAGCCCCUGCACCCCCACCCACCUUCUACCCCACGCUCCAACCAGACGCAGCCCCCAGUGCUCAGCUGGGCGAAGCGCAGGCUGCUGUGCCCGCCGCUCCAGCGGCUCAGGCCACAGCCAUCUCUGGCACUCCUGUACGCGCCGCCGGUGCCCCGGGUGCUGAACAACCGGCCUAUGAGUGUAGCCACUGCCGCAAGACGUUCAGCUCGCGGAAAAACUACACCAAGCACAUGUUCAUCCACUCUGGGGAGAAGCCACAUCAGUGCGCGGUGUGUUGGCGAUCCUUCUCGCUGCGCGACUACCUGCUCAAGCACAUGGUCACACACACCGGUGUGCGAGCCUUCCAGUGUGCGGUGUGUGCCAAGCGCUUCACUCAGAAGAGCUCGCUCAACGUGCACAUGCGCACACAUCGGCCUGAACGUGCGCCCUGCCCUGCCUGUGGCAAAGUGUUCUCCCACCGCGCACUGUUGGAGCGGCACCUGGCCGCUCACCCUGCACCUUGACGGUGCAGUCGGCCGCCUUGGGCUAGGUCCACGCCACCGAAGGCUCCUGCUCUGGAGUACGGACCGUUCCCCUCCCCUCUCUGAAUCUGUUUUCCCUGUGGACUUGGGACCCAGAACCCUAUUUCUCUCCUACACUUGCUUAGCUUCUCUCGAUGGGACAGCGAGAUGAUCAGGGCCCCUGCCACUCAGAAACCAUUUCCAGGUCGAGCUGGGCAAACACAUUUUUGGAACCUGAUGCUGGAUUUGUGACCCAACCCCUGCCAGGUAUGGUGUGUAGAGUUGUCCUCUGCCCCAGCGCUGGACUAGAAUUCUCUGACCUCACCCCGACCUCACCCCACCCUUCCCUCACAGGGCAUCUAUGGAGGCCCAGAUGGACUUACCUUGGGACUUUAGGAAUCCAAUCUAAUAAAGGACAUUGGGCCAGUA
Molecule: messenger RNA, 2265 nt
Organism: Apodemus sylvaticus (European woodmouse)
Lineage: Eukaryota; Metazoa; Chordata; Mammalia; Rodentia; Muridae
Gene: Zbtb45
Product: zinc finger and BTB domain containing 45
Exons: 3
Coding region: 277-1839 (520 amino acids)
Biological process (GO): negative regulation of transcription by RNA polymerase II; regulation of cytokine production; regulation of immune system process
Molecular function (GO): protein binding
Source: RefSeq, a predicted model, not a curated record